AUUCAGAUUCGCCAUAUCUGUCAGUUGUUCAGUGGUUGUUCCAACAGCAGGGUGCCACAAUGUUUAAACAGUUUGUGGAGAUUUUUCUGUUACUGCAGCUUUUUACCGGCUGUAGUUUUCAACAGUCCCUGCCUACAGACGCAAGUUACGUUGUUGGAGUUGUUGAGUUCAGGCCCGAGCUACUCAACAUGGACAUAGCCGGGAGAACUGCCAAACAUCUGAAGAAGUACAAGAAACUGUUGCGCUCCAAAGAUGCGAAGCUCACUGACAUCGUAGUGUUUCCCGAACUGACCCUCAACACCCUUAUGGAUCCCGUCCCCGUACCGGAUCCAUCAGACUCCAUCAUUCCAUGCGUACCGAACAGCUCCGAACUUAUCUCGCAACUAUCCUGCCUGGCCAUCGAUACCGGCAAGUACAUCGUUAUCAAUCUGUCCGAAUCAUUCGAAUGCGACUCGCUUCCUGUGCACGACCCACGACCCUGUGACCCAAGCGUCCCUCAUCGUUACAACACCAACGUUGUGUUCGAUCGGAACGGUACCGUCAUUGCGAGGUAUCGCAAGACCCACCUCUUCCGGGAACCAGGCACAAGUGUGACCUAUCAACCGGAGGUCGUCACAUUUGAUACCGACUUCGGAGUUCGGUUCGGAGUAGUGACCUGCUUCGAUCUGCUGUUUGCCGAACCUACGCUAGAAUUGGUCAAGUUGGGCGUCCGGGAUUUUGUGUUCCCAGCGAUGUGGGUAUCUGAACCGCCCUUCCUGACUGCUGUGCAGAUCUUCGAAAGCUGGGCCUACGGAAACGACGUCAACUUGAUUGCCGCUGGGACCAACUACGAUCCUUCGGGAAGCACCGGAACCGGAGUUUUCAACGGACGCAACGGGGCCGUAUUCUCUUUCAUAACUGGAGAAUCAACGAGAAAAAUCUUCCCAGUUCGUGUUCCGAAACUUCCGAGCUCCCCUUCAACACCACUUGACAACGAUUCCGAAACAGUAUCAGGUCGAUUCGAAGGGAGCUCCCUGGAUCAAGUCAACAUGGGGAAAGACUUCCCCGAGCGGUUCACAACGGUCCUGAUCAAACCGGAGCAGGCGCUCAAAAUGUUCAACCGAACGGUUUGCAACGGUGACUUCUGCUGCCAGUUCCACAUCGAAUUUGAAACCAUCUACGGGCGAUUCGUCUCUCAUCUCUAUCGGUUAGCGGCUUUCGAUGGCGUUCGCACGUUUCAGGGCUACGCCGAUGCACAUGUAAGCUUUUGUGCCGUUAUCACGUGCCUCGACGAAUCAUUGGCCAGUUGCGGACUUCCGAACCACAAUAGCUCUGGCUAUUUGAAGUUUAACAGGUUAUCCAUCAGCGGUGAUUUCAUAGCCAACGGAACACUGGCCAUGCCCAACAGCUUAGAUAACAAAUUUCAUUCAUUGGAUGCUAAACAUUAUCAGUUCUAUUCAACUGUCGACUAUCCCAAUGACCGACAGCGUGCCGUGCUAACAUUAUCCAGAACGAUGGCGAAUUUGCAGACGUUUGGCAUCUAUGCAUUCAACCAUAGGGAUUUCGAUUACUUCAUCCCGGAUGCGUCCCCACCUCAAGAAGACAGCACUACGACGAGACCUCCAAGUGAGGAUGAUGAUGGAUCUGCAACAGCGGUCAAGGCGUCCGCGUGGAUUUUAGGUUUAGCAGCCCUGGGUAUCGUCAGGUCUACGAUUCUUUAAAAGAAAAAAAGUACACAUUGAUCCACCAUAAAUGUUGUACGUUA
Messenger RNA from Aedes aegypti (yellow fever mosquito), 1744 nucleotides. Its product is annotated as vanin-like protein 1. Bases 60 to 1700 code for a protein of 546 amino acids. NCBI's taxonomy places the organism in Eukaryota, Metazoa, Arthropoda, Insecta, Diptera, Culicidae. The transcript has 4 exons. The record is from RefSeq and is a predicted model, not a curated record. Gene Ontology annotation, molecular function: hydrolase activity, acting on carbon-nitrogen (but not peptide) bonds, in linear amides.